AUCACCCUUUGGGGCUCCCAUGGCUUGAGGGGGGUGGGUGCUUUGGGGUUUGGAGGAGUGCAACAACCCCAUGGUCAAGGUGAUGGCUGACCCUGGGAUGCAAAGAACACCCUGGGAUGCAGAAGAACAUCCAGAAGAGGGGAUGGGAGGCGGUGCCCCCCAGCUCCACCCAUCCCAGCAGCGGUGCCACCUCCCGGAUUAUCGAGGCCGAUUGCCAAACCGCGCUGGGGCAGCGCAGCCGGCCGUGCAGAGCGGCGGGGAUGGAGGGGCUCAGCGUGGGCAGCGUCCUGCUGACCGCCUGCGACGGGGGGCUGGGCCUGGGGCUGCUCAAGGGACUGCUGGAGCUGCCCAGCCCACCCCGGCACAUCUUCGCUGCUUGCCUGGACCCCCAGAGCAAGGCUGUUAACGAGGUGGCUUUGGGCUUUCCCAACGUCAGGAUCUUGCCUCUGGAUGUGACAGACCCCAACAGCAUCAAGGCUGCAGUGAGGAAGGUGCAGGCAGAGGUGGGCAGUGCUGGCCUCAACCUCCUGAUCAACAGCAGCGGCACCACGCGCCGCAGCACCGUGGCCACCGAGACAGCCGAGAACAUGAGCCUGGUCUACACCACCAACACCAUCGGGCCCCUGCAGACCUGCCAGGCCUUCCUGCCCCUGCUGAAGGAGGCGGCCGAGGCCGAAGGGCAGCGGGAGAUGAGCUGCAGCAGAGCUGCCAUCAUCAACAUCUCCAGCAUCCUGGGCUCCAUCGAGGUCGCAGAGGCCUGGCAGGAGAGGCAGGACAUCUGCUACCGCUGCAGCAAGGCUGCUCUGAACAUGCUCACCAAGUGCCUGGCCCUGGAGUACGGGAGCAGCGGGAUCCUCUGCGUGUCUGUGGAUCCUGGACAUGUGACACCUCCCUUGGAACAGGGGAUGGGCCCAGUGACGCUGGAGGAGAGCGUGCGGGGCGUCCUGCAGCUGCUGGCCCAGCUCUCAGCCACCAACAACGGCACCUUCUGGGACUGGAGAGGGCAGAGGCUGCCCUGGUGAGAGCAGCA
Molecule: messenger RNA, 1030 nt
Organism: Zonotrichia leucophrys gambelii
Lineage: Eukaryota; Metazoa; Chordata; Aves; Passeriformes; Passerellidae
Product: C-signal-like
Exons: 6
Coding region: 117-1022 (301 amino acids)
Cellular component (GO): cytoplasm
Molecular function (GO): oxidoreductase activity
Source: RefSeq, a predicted model, not a curated record